UAAAAACCAGAUAAGUAUUGACGUAAACAUGACCAAGAACAAUUUUCUCGUUAGGGUUUUUAUUUAGACAUUAACACUAUGGAACUCAAAAUAUUACGAAUUUAACUGCUCAGCAUCACAUACUUAUGCCUCUUUAAAUCGCGUUGGAGACAGGACUUGGUUGAUAUAUGUUAUCUAUGUAACUCUAGCUUGCUAGUUGUUAGCAAACAAUGGCCAUGGUUUUUCACACUCAAAUAGCCUCCAUUAUGGAGGUGCUAGCGAAUGCAGCCGUGGCAGAGGUCUGUAAACUCGUAGACGACGACUAUGCAGUGUUUCGUUUGGAAAUAACUCAUAGCCAGAAAGAAAACAGGGUUUUGCGGAGGAAACUACAGCUACUGGAGCUGAAGGUGUCACGGGAGCGCGCAGAGAGGACAACGCGAGAGCGCGCACACUCCAGUCGUCCCAGUAGUGUCAAGAUUCUUGACCGAUACAGAGGAAUGGAAAGAGGUACAUUUUGCAGAAGGCCGAGGCAGCGGGGCCCCCUCUGCACAUGUGUGACUAGAUGUGUUAACCAGAAUUGGGUCUUGGACAGUUUGUGAAUCGUUUGCAAUAAUUCCCCUGAUUACUUAGCUAUAUUGCACAAAGACACACUCAUAUUCUAACCAGAUUCUUGAUUUACUGCAUUUACUAUUAUUUACUCAUUAAAAACAAUAUGAUGAAUGGAACAUAAUCAAUCAAUCAAUAAAUAGUGUAUCAAGAAGUUAUGCAAAGUGUAAUUUUACAUCCUGGCCAAUUCUAGACUGUCAAAACUGUCAAUAUUGUACAAUAUAGCGUUCAGUGUUGACAGUACUUAACCUAACCACCUAUUUUCCCCCAAUAACUCUCUCGAGUGAAGGACAUCUCACUGGAGGCCACAGGAGCUUUGUGAAGCCAGCGGGACGUAAUACAUGGAGAGAUGACCAACCAAUCACUGUUGAUGAGGGGAGUGGAACCUCAACCCAGCACUUUAUUGUGAUAGAGGAUGCAGAUACAGAGGCUGCAAGUCCUGGAGGAUCGUCGCUGGUCAAGCAGGAGAGGACUGAAGAAGAGGACCCACGACACAGCAUCACAGAGCUGUCUCUUCCAGGAGGAGGAGGGUCCAAAGGGGCUGCUAGUGAAGGAGGAGGGGUGUGAGGAGGGUCUGGGGAACACUGAGGGGACCAUGGUCAUAGAUGACAACCAGACUACACCUCUUCCUGAACCCGCAGAGGAACAAGCUGAGCAGCACAGGACCACACACAGUCUCACUGAGUCAGUAGACAUGGAGGAUGGGAAGUCUGAUCUGCUGCUGGUCAAAGAGGAGACGAUAGAGGACGGACCAGAGAGCAUUGAUCUGCUGAGUGGACUAAAGAUGGGGGAGCAAGGUGGGUGGCUGGAGGCUAACAGAGGAGACUGGGUGGCCAUCUUGGAUUCCCAGACCCAGACGGGUACAGUCAAUGGCCCGGGGGACGACAUCACUGAGCAGGCCAGGACCAGAGGCGACAUAGUGGAGGUCAGUGGAUGGGACAGCGUCUUCAACUCUGGGCUGGGGAACAACAAUGUUAACCAGAAACAGACUGUCGAACACAAAACAACAGCUGAAUUUAGUCUCCAUGACAACAGACUGGCUGAGACCAGGACGAGGCGUAGAUUUUGUCUGCGUGGACGGGGAGGUUUCGGUAUGCGGCUGGAGAGAGAAGAGACUGACUCGGCUAGCGAUGCUCCGUCCUGCUCCUAUAGUUGUGAGUCAGAGAGACUGAUGGCACCUCAGGUUAAUAACCCCUUAACAGGUGCUGCCUUCAGCCUGCCUUCUAUAGGCUCUAUCAACUGGAACAUGGACCCUGCGACAACACAGACACUCCCUGGCCUUCAUCCUCCUCACACUCUCCUUAUGUUAAAUCAGACCUCAGACAAUGCCAGUUCCUCAACACUAAAUGGCUACACAAGCCCAUUGACAAAUGACAGUAGUACAGAUGGAAUCAGUAAAGGUGGCGGCGCCAAAGAGAAGCGCUUCCCGUGUUCGUUCUGUGGGAAAGCCUUCCGUUUGCCCAAACAGGUGGAGAUCCACCAGAGGAUGCACACAGGGGAGAAACCAUUCGGCUGCCACCUGUGCCGGGCCAGUUUUUCAGACUCGUCCAACUUGAAGAGGCACCAGAGGGUCCACACAGGGGAGAAACCCUACAGCUGUCCCCAGUGUGAGAAGAGGUUCUCCCGCCAGCACCAUAUGAAGAUGCACCUGAAAGUCCACACGGGAGAGAGACCAUUCGCCUGUACACACUGUGGGAAGAGGUUCUCAGAGAGGAGCUAUCUCAGGAUACACCAGCAGAAAAUGCACACAGCCCAUGUAUAGUGAUAUGUAAUGUAGUAUUAGUUAGUUUGUAGUUAAUUCUGUUGGUUUUGGAUGUAGUAGGGAACUGGAUGAGAACUGAAGAAAGAAUGAGUAUGAUGAGACAGAGAAGAUCAGGGGUUAUCAACAGGAUUUGGGGGAUUUUAGUUUUUUAGUUGUGGUCAUUUUGCAGUGUACAAAUUCUAAUUAUUCCCCCCCCCAACCAUUCACUCCGACAAAGAUUCAGCCCGUGGCUGAAUCUAGUUGCUUACCCCUGGAGUAGAUGAUAUGGUGAUGGUUGGUGUCUGCUAAAAUGCUUCACUGAUGAAUGGGACAACCUUGUCCGGUUGUUUUGAUGCUGGUGUUUUAUAAUGAGAAAAUUAUAAUGCCUUAAUUCAUGUUUACUUAUACUAAUCAUGAGAAUGGGGUGAAACUCCUGGACAUCAGUUGUGAUAGUCCAUUCCAUAAUGUCCAUUUUACUUUGACCUGUCCUGUUUUUAGGAUAUGUAUCUUUGUUAACAUGACAGCUCAUUUUUUAUUUUAAUUGAGCGCCAUUUAGGUUAGGCUAUUUGAUCGGAGAAACCUGCAUGAUGUAAAAAGUGUCCGUCUCAUUACAUUGUCAUACAUUUUAUCACCAUUCUGUAAACUACAGAAAAGGCAACGUACUCUUUCUACAAUAUCCUAUAUCUGCUACAUGAUUUGUUAGUUCAUUUUUUGGACUGAACGUUGGUUGAGCGCUGCAGAGAUGCAUCUUUCCAACAUCACCCUGGAGAGGCACGCUGGGAAUGAACAAGCAACAUAUUUUGCGCCCCUGCCUUUGACAUAGUGGGCACUGCUUAUCAAAGUGUGGCAUCACCGCUCACCUAAAAGCCCAUAUACCACUGGUUGAUAGAAAUUGUCAUUGUUUUGGGGCAGAAUUAUGAGGUUUUAUGUGUUGGUAUUGGAGGUGUGUCUUGGUCAGUUUAGCUCAGAAAAUGCCGCCUUCGUCAAUCUGCCGCCAUGGGCGGCCCCCUAAUCCUGCCUAAUGAGUGGGCAGGCCAUGCCUAUAGCAUAUCAUAAUUGCAUCAAUGAAUUAUAUAUCAAUGGUUAUAACAAACUCUGAACACCGUAACACCAAAAUGGAUGCAGAGGACAUGACAAAUAAACUCAAAAGGGGGGAAUAUUUACAGGUUGCUCAGGAGGUAAAGGGAAAGUGGAAUAAAUGUGACUAGUUAUGGAAAAUACUGGAGAUCAAAAAGGAGGUAAGGAGGCAGCACUGCGUGUAUAUUAUGUGUAAUAAAGUAUAUGCAUA
Messenger RNA from Salvelinus namaycush (lake trout), 3614 nucleotides. Its product is annotated as zinc finger protein 606-like. Bases 1001 to 2347 code for a protein of 448 amino acids. The record is from RefSeq and is a predicted model, not a curated record. Lineage: Eukaryota; Metazoa; Chordata; Actinopteri; Salmoniformes; Salmonidae. Gene Ontology annotation, cellular component: nucleus. The transcript has 5 exons.